This is a messenger RNA of Fimicolochytrium jonesii, 2442 nucleotides long. RefSeq lists its product as uncharacterized. The transcript is spliced from 2 exons. NCBI's taxonomy places the organism in Eukaryota, Fungi, Chytridiomycota, Chytridiomycetes, Spizellomycetales, Powellomycetaceae. The record is from RefSeq and is a predicted model, not a curated record. The coding region runs from base 1 to 2442 and encodes 813 amino acids.
AUGUCCUAUGCACGGGAAGGACCUCUGGGUACGAUCUACAAGGACUUCGAUUGUGUCUUUAAGGCUAUUGAACGUCAUGAGGAUCUUACUGAAGAGGAAAAAUCAUCUCUCUGUGGGAAAUUGUGUGAUUGGAUCGAACAAGUACCGGUAUAUGGGUUUAAUUCAUCCUCUUUCGAUAUGAAUGUCCUAAAGCACAACCUUGCGUCUGUGUUGCAGGACUUUGCGAAACCACGCGGCUUGAUAUCGAUGGUUGAAAAGGCAUACACAUCAGAGAUCCUUAAACGAUUCAAGCCUGAACAGGUGCGCUGUGGCACCUGUAAGAUAUCCAUCAAGAUCCCCGGAAGACAAAAACCACUCGAACCGGAUUUCGCUAUCCCUCACGAGAAAUUGAUAGUGGAAGUAUUAGGAUGUUUUUGGCACAGGUGCAUGAAGUGCUAUAAACCAGAAGAUAUCAAUAGACGUAUCAAUGUUUCCUUCGGCGAACUGAAUAGGAGGACGCAAUGGCGAAAACAACAACUUGAAUCUCUAGGAUGGACUGUUGAGGAAGUGUGGGUUUGUGAUUGGCUCGCAGAACAGAAGGAAAAAGGCGAGCGGAUCACCACAAUCUCUGGAAUCAUCAAGAUGGGAAACGCAUAUCGUUCUUUGAACAAUGGAGAAUUCCACUUUAAAGACAUCAAAGGAUUUCUAGAUCCUUCUGCCUCACUCGACAAGUUUAUCAAAAUGUAUGACUGCAAAAUGCAAAAGUUACGUUUUCCGCACGGAUUGACCGGAAAUGUGUCAAAAUUCGUUGAAAUGAAUCCAGUGUACACAGACAUCUUCAAUGAACAAGGUGUUGCCGGUCUUUUGAGGACCGUUCGUGUGGAAGACGUAUCACGAGACUGGUAUACCAAAUUGUCGGGAAAAGAUGCGAAAGCCUUCCGAAGGCUUCCUGAGUCUUCCGAAGGUUCGCAAACUCUCUUGGAACUUCUCGAAAUAUACAACAAUGCAGAUGUUGUCCCUAUGUGUGAAGCGAUCGCAAAACACCACGAAUACUUCACUGAACUUGGAGUGGACUUCCACAAAGACUGCUUGUCUCUUCCUGGUGCUGCGUGUUCGAUCAUCUUCAACGGUAUCCCGACGGCUCCUACAGAAACUCCCGAAUUUGCAUUGUGGAAGGAGGAAGACAGAGAUCUUUACUUUGAUUUCUAUGCUGGUGCUAUGCAAGGCGGACCGUCUAUAGUCUUCAAUCAUUACGGUAAAGUGGGUGAAACGACCAUUCGCGGUACAGAGAACAAAUGUCAAAGUAUGAUCGGAAUCGACUGUAACUCUCUAUAUCCUUUUGGUAUAGCCCAGGACAUGCCUCUAGGAGAUUACACUACCGAUCGGUCUCCCAACCAUGAGACCGUUAUCUCUGGUAUUCAAAGUGAUAUCUUGUUCGGGUUUGUGAAGUGUGAUAUCGAUUGCCCCGAACACCUGAAGAAUUACUUUAGCGAAUUCAGUCCGAUUUUUCAUAACGACGACAUCAUAGGAAAGGACGGUAAAACUUCCAGGAAAUUGAUCGGUACUACGUCUGGGAAGAAUCUUUGGCUUAGUACACCUUUGCUCAAAUGGUAUCUGAACCAUGGACUUUUGAUCUCAAACAUCAGGACCACCAUUUUCUACGAACAACGCGGGAGAUGUUUCGAGUGGUUUGUGAACUACUUUGCUAAUGAACGUCGUAAGGGAGACCUGAAGAAAGAAUACGCUUUGAAGGCAAACAACGCUAAACUGAUUCUAAACAGUUCAUACGGAAAAACCAUCACCAAUUUCGAGAAACACCUAGAUGUCAAAAUUGUAUCUGAAAAGCAAUUGGCUCGUCAGGUUCGGAAAACGACUUACAAACAACUGACCGUCUUGGACCAGAUGUUCGAGAUGGACUUUACAAAGAAAUCUUACGAACAGUAUCUACCCCUUCAAAUUGGUUUCAUGGUCUAUGGAUACGCUAAACUGAGGAUGUUGGAAUUCUAUUACGACUUUCUCGACGUGUACGUUCCAAGGGAAAAAUUCGAACUACACAUGAUGGAUACUGACUCCUUAUACAUGUCUCUGGCUGGAACUGAACUGGAUGAUCUCGUUCGGCCUGAGUUAUUGGACAAGUACGAAGAUGAUAAGAAAAACUGGCUCGUAACAACUGAUUUCGAUUUUCGGACACCAGGACUCUUUAAACUGGAGUGGAAAGGUCUUGCACUCAUAGCACUCGCACCCAAGUUAUACUACGCCUUUGGAGAAAAAGCGAAGGAUCAUAAGUUCAGUUGCAAAGGAACGAACAAGGAACAAAACAAGGACAUGAUGACUUAUGAAACUUACAAGAACGUUUAUAAGAACAAAGACAUCAAAGUCUUAAAGAAGUCGAAGAAUAAGAAGGGAGAGGAGAAGGAGAAGGAAGACAUCUAUUCAGUAGAAACGAAAAAUACCGGAUUGUGA